ACCGGUUUUUUCGACUCCCACCGUUUCGGGUAAAGGUACACGUCACCAUUAAAGCUUCUCCCUUGCACUUUGUCUACCUUUUAAAGACGCCAUUCUGACCGGGGAUUAACUUUUCUUCCUUCUGAAACACCGAAAGAUGGGUGGUGCGAGAUUAUUUAUUAUUACUCUCGUGGUCACGUUGUUCGGCUUGGCUCUGGCCGACAUGAUGCGAAAGAGCAUCGUUUUCGACAUGAAGAGCCCAAAAGUGUUUUACUGCCCUCAAGAGAAGCCGAAAAGUCUGGAGAAGAUGAUCGUCAAGUCUCGCCCCAUCGAGAAACUCUGCGAGUUCGAAGGCCGAGGUCUGCCCAAAAACCAUAAACCCGACUGCUACAACGACAUCGACGAGUCGGAGUACGCGUGCGCCGAGAAGGAACGCAUCAUGACGAGAAUGCACCCCCCUAACGACACGGAAACGACCGUAACAGACUUGCCCACCACCCAAGCUUACAAGAGAGGAUUCAAAAAGAAGACGAGCUGGUAGAUUGAACUAUCGAUUAAUCGAUUAAUGUGAUCUUCACGAGGCAGCUUCCAUACAUAAAUAUAUUUUUUCCGUUUUGUUUUCGAGAUUAUGAUCGACUGUAUAAUUGUCGCUGUUUCCGAGGUUAAGGGACGAUAAAAGGAAACGUAAUUGUGACGUAUUAACACGGGGGCCGUGUUUAAAAACAAAAAAAAUAAAACAGAUAAUUCUUUAAUUUAUUGUUUUAAUAUAUGCAAUUUGUCAAACUUUUUGUACGAUUUGUUUUUAAUUAAUAAAAUUUAAAAUUCUUUUU
Molecule: messenger RNA, 809 nt
Organism: Centruroides sculpturatus (bark scorpion)
Lineage: Eukaryota; Metazoa; Arthropoda; Arachnida; Scorpiones; Buthidae
Exons: 4
Coding region: 137-520 (127 amino acids)
Source: RefSeq, a predicted model, not a curated record